Molecule: messenger RNA, 1061 nt
Organism: Nanorana parkeri
Lineage: Eukaryota; Metazoa; Chordata; Amphibia; Anura; Dicroglossidae
Gene: ECHDC3
Product: enoyl-CoA hydratase domain containing 3
Exons: 5
Coding region: 43-909 (288 amino acids)
Cellular component (GO): mitochondrion
Molecular function (GO): hydro-lyase activity
Source: RefSeq, a predicted model, not a curated record
CCCGUUCACAAAGUGUCAGUGCUGGACGAGGCCAGGGUGACAAUGAGGGGGACUGUGAUGACUAGACUCCAGUGUCUGAGCCGAUCUGCGGCUAUACUGAGAAGGAGGAGGUGUAUGAGCACCGUGCAGAAUGAUCCCUCUCCACUCACUGUCAGUGUACAAGAAGGGGGCAUAAGGAAAAUAACUAUGAAUAAUCCCCAGAAACGUAAUGCUUUAUCGCUUUCCAUGCUGCAGUCUCUUCAGAAAGAUAUUUCAUAUGAAGUUGAUGAUAUGAAUUUAAGAGUCAUUGUGAUUGCGGCUGAAGGACCUGUCUUCUCUUCUGGCCACAAUCUGAAAGAAUUUACAUCUGCUCAAGGAAGAGCUUAUCACGCAGAAGUAUUUAAUGCCUGUGUCAAGCUUAUGAAAACGAUCCAGACCAUUCCAGUUCCUGUCAUAGCUCAGGUUAACGGACUGGCCACAGCCGCAGGAUGCCAGCUUGUUGCCAGCUGUGAUAUAGCUGUGGCAUCUGACAAAUCCAAGUUUGCUACACCAGGUGUGAAUGUUGGACUUUUCUGCUCUACUCCUGCUGUUGCUUUGGGAAGAGCCGUGCCAACAAAGGUUGCCUUGGAAAUGCUGUUUACAGGCGAACCAAUAUCAGCCCAAGAUGCUUUGCUACAUGGCCUUGUCAGCAAAGUGGUGCCCGAGGAGAACUUGGAAACUGAAACGAUGAGGAUUGCCAGCAAAAUUUUCCAUGCCAGUCGUCCUGUAGUUGCACUGGGAAAAGCUACAUUUUAUAAGCAAAUUUCGCAAAGCUUAGAAGAGGCUUACAAGCUUACUUCACAAGCCAUGCUUGAAAACCUUGAUCUAAAGGAUGGCCAAGAAGGAAUAGAGGCCUUCAGACAAAAAAGGAAGCCAGUGUGGACUAAUUAACUGGAAUAAUCCCCAAUCAAAAUAUUGCCAUAAUUCUUUAAAUAAUAAUACACUGAACUAUAUGACUUAACAAAAAAAUGUUAUGUUUGAUUAUGAGAAGGAAUUCAUAUUGCUGUGGAACAAUGUGCUGGAGAUUAUAAAACACUGUUAAA